Diospyros lotus (date-plum) is the source of this 1858-nucleotide messenger RNA. Its product is annotated as probable E3 ubiquitin-protein ligase LOG2. The transcript has 4 exons. The record is from RefSeq and is a predicted model, not a curated record. Gene Ontology annotation, molecular function: ubiquitin protein ligase activity. Bases 253 to 1335 code for a protein of 360 amino acids. Lineage: Eukaryota; Viridiplantae; Streptophyta; Magnoliopsida; Ericales; Ebenaceae. Gene Ontology annotation, biological process: protein ubiquitination.
GUGUGGCGGGUGGAACUUUACGCAAUCCCAUGAUUUACAUCUCCACCGAACCAACAAUCAUAAGAUUCCUACUCUUUCCCACUUCUCUCCCUCUCCCUCUCCCUCUCCCCUUCAUUCGUCUCCCUCUUCCCUCCCUGUAUGUUUGUUUGUCAUUAAUCGAUAAAUCUCUGAAGCAUACACACUAAGCCCAGAAAGAUCCUGACGCCCAAAAAUUUCUCUUCAAAAAGAUCAGAUUUGAAGAGGUAAAUUGAGAUGGGUAACAUCGGGAGUAGUAGCGUAAACGGUCGCCGGAGGCAUGGUAGCCGGCGGAGCCACCCGCCGCCGCCGCCCCCCCAACCGCCCCAACCCGAAAUCACCUCCAACCGAUAUGUCUUUGCCGCGGCGACCCCUUAUCCAGCAGCGCAAUAUCCACACCCACACCCUAACCCCCCUCCUCCAUACUACCAUUACACCAGUUACUACCCGCCUCCGCCCUCGGCGAUGCCGGUGCCGCUGCCGCCACCUUAUGAUCACCACCACCGCCCUCCACCACCGCCCAUGUACCCCAUGAUGCAUCCUCCUCCUGCACCCUAUGUUGAGCACCAGAAGGCAGUGACUAUACGGAAUGAUGUUAAUCUCAAGAAGGAAACUUUGCAGAUUGAGCCUGAUGAGCAGUACCCGGGGAGGUUCCUCGUUUCUUUCACAUUUGAUGCUACCGUUGCCGGGAGCAUUACAGUUAUGUUCUUUGGGAAGGAGGGUGAAGGUUGUAGCCUGAUUCCUACAAAGGAAAGCUUGCUUGCACCAGUGACCGUGCAAUUUGGACAAGGUUUAGGCCAAAAGUUCAGACAACCCUCUGGAACUGGGAUAGACUUCUCAAUGUUUGAGGAGGCAGAGUUACUGAAAGAGGGUGACAUGGAAGUGUACCCUCUAGCAGUGAAGGCAGAAGCAUCCCCAGUUAGCGAGAAUGGGUCAGGAGAUGGAAGCGCGGAGUCUGGAACCACGACUUCUCAGAUAACUAAGGCAGUAUUUGAGAAGGAUAAAGGCAAAUACCACGCGAAGGUCAUGAAACAGAUCUUGUGGGUCAAUGGAAAGAGGUAUGAACUGCAGGAGAUUUAUGGAAUUGGGAAUUCAGUUGAUGGUGACUUUGAUGGGAAUGAUCCUGGCAAAGAAUGUGUUAUCUGCCUCUCAGAACCUCGGGACACUGCUGUCCUUCCCUGCCGGCACAUGUGCAUGUGCAGCGGAUGUGCGAAGGUUUUGAAGUUCCAAACAACCCGGUGUCCUAUUUGCCGACAGCCAGUUGAGAGGCUAUUGGAGAUCAAGGUUAGUAAUGGACCCGAUGGAGAUGAAGAUCAGUAAUGGGCCCGACAAACAAGAAGAGAAUACAAUUAUUGCUGCCUCCUACAAUGUAAAGAUGUUUUCUUUUUCUUCUUCAAUUUACUCUUACAACACCCCUUCUCCCCAACCCGAAAAAAGAAACAUCUUCCCCUUCCCUCAGAAUUCCCAAUCCGCAAUAAUCAGACACAUAAUCAUAAUCAGUAGUCGUGUUGAACACGUGCUACGUGCUAGGCCUUCUAGGGAGUUCAUUUGACCAGGAGCGCAGCAAAUGAUCGCGUUCUGUUUGCCUGUGUUGGCAUUUGAUCUCUGUUCUUUUAAGUUGUGGCUGUUUGAGAUCGAGUAUGAUAUUGUAUGCUUGGUUUUGGGUCGAUUUGGAGAAAAAAGAUUGGCAGGCUGCAACGUGUUUGCCUUGUUUGUUUGUUUGUUCUUCUCCUUCUAGCCAAGAGGUUUCUGUCAGCUGAUUCUGUUCCAACAGUCUAUUUCCGAGACCUCUAUUCUCCCUGAAAAAGGAAAAGUUUAUACAAUUACUAAAUGUAUUUGUACA